AUGUGCAGCACAAUGGACAGCGCGUUCUCUGAUCUGGACAGCUCCAGCUGUGACUUUUCCUUUCCUCACACGGAUGAUGAGGAUUCCCGCGGUAGCAUGCACGCCGCCUCGUCCUCGCCCUCACCCGCGUCGUCGCUUGCAUCGUCAGGGAACAGCGCACAGGACGCCGGCGAGCUGCAGCAGCAGAAGAAGAAGCGCAGGGGCCGGGUCCGGAGCGAGGCCGCCAUUCACGUGGUAAAGAAGAACCGCAGGCUGAAGGCCAACGACCGCGAAAGGAACCGGAUGCACAACCUGAACGAUGCGCUGGACGCUCUGCGGAGUGUGCUGCCUGCCUUCCCGGAUGACACCAAGCUCACCAAAAUCGAGACUCUGCGCUUCGCUCACAACUACAUCUGGGCACUCUCUGAAACCAUCCGCAUCGCGGACCAGCGCGGGAACAAAGCGAGAGACUCCUCACCGGCAGUGACCUGCGUGGCGGAAGUACCGAGCCCAGGGAGCGACGCGUGCUCAUGGGCAUCAAGCGCAUCCUCUUCAGGCUCCUCUCCAUCCUAUAGCUCUUCUAACCCCGGCAGCCCGGAGGCGAUGGACGAUUACGGAUUUCUGCAAGCAGACGUGGUUUACUGCUACCACAGCUACCCUGGCAUUUAUUAA
Messenger RNA from Neoarius graeffei (lesser salmon catfish), 651 nucleotides. It is a transcript of the gene neurog1, whose product is annotated as neurogenin 1. Lineage: Eukaryota; Metazoa; Chordata; Actinopteri; Siluriformes; Ariidae. The record is from RefSeq and is a predicted model, not a curated record. The transcript has a single exon. Bases 1 to 651 code for a protein of 216 amino acids. Gene Ontology annotation, molecular function: protein dimerization activity.